This is a messenger RNA of Batrachochytrium dendrobatidis JAM81, 906 nucleotides long. RefSeq lists its product as uncharacterized. The coding region runs from base 1 to 906 and encodes 301 amino acids. The transcript is spliced from 2 exons. Lineage: Eukaryota; Fungi; Chytridiomycota; Chytridiomycetes; Rhizophydiales. The record is from RefSeq and is a predicted model, not a curated record.
AUGCUGUCUAAUUUGAUAGUAACCCACUACAAGCAAUCAAAUAACCCUGUGUCAUUGGUUAACCUAAAAGGGUUAGGUUUAAACCCAUUGACCAGUCUGAUGAAAUUGGUUGAUAUUUUAUUCGUACUGACUGCAGCAGCAACUGCCAAUGCAAUACUGAUACCGACUAAUAACGAUGGUUCACUCCAAGCAUCAGGCACUUCGAGUCAAUUGUCUGGUCCAACCAGUGAACCUAAUCCAGGCACUUCCAAUGAAUAUCAGCAAGAACCAAUGGAUGUAGUUGAUCCAAGCACUUCCAACCAAAAUCAACAACAAUCAAUAGAUGAACUGGGUCCAAGUAUUUCCGAACAAGAUUGGCAAGAUAUAAUUGAUGGACCCGAUCCAGGCAUUCCGGAAGGCUGGCGAGACUUGGUUGAUGCAGUCAAUUCAAGAAUUGAUAACCAAAAUCAGCAACAAUCAAUGAACCAAGGCAAGUCUGCCAAACGAGGUCGGAAACGGCCAAUUGAUCAGUCCAGUUCAAGUACUUCCAGUCAACACCAACAACAACCAAUGGGACAAGGCGAUUCUUCAAAUACUGUUACAAAUCAAGUAGCUGUAUUAAGCCCAAGAUAUCAGAAAACCUUUGAUGGUAUAAAGAAAAAACUUGUAGCGUCUAAAAUAAUACAAAAGAAAAAACGUAAAGAAUAUUAUGAAUCUAUGGCUCUUGGAUACAGGCAAUGGUCGGUGUUGUCAAUGGGCAACGAUAUACAUGGAUCAAAAAACAAUCCAGAGGAUGAAGCCCGAUUGAAAAAAGAGUAUAAAGAGGCAUGCAGAAAAGUGUCCAUUUUCAGGCAAGAUUUGAAAGCGUUUAUGAAAAGGCGUGGUUUGAAAUUUGAAGAACCGAGUUCAGAUUCAGAUUCAGAUUGA